Porites lobata is the source of this 693-nucleotide messenger RNA. The record is from the annotation of a GenBank genome assembly. NCBI's taxonomy places the organism in Eukaryota, Metazoa, Cnidaria, Anthozoa, Scleractinia, Poritidae.
AUGAAGGAGCUAUUCAAAGUAUUAAAGGAUCACAACAACAAGUUUAUGCAGGACUUAGUAACAGCUUUCUACCAGCAGUGUUUCCUGACUGUGGCGGAGGGGUUUUUGAGCGAUUCAGAAUCAAUGGAUGUGGAGGAAUGUGGAACGGAAAACGUAGUCAGCGUCCGCGUCAUCCAAGCCUCGUUUAAGUCUAUUGUUUCUGAAGCAAUAGAUAAAAUGAUGGGAGCAAAGUUAGUGAUUGAUUGUUAUGGCUUGGAUGGUAACAGCCAAGAAUCCCAAGAAGAAAGAACAAGUGACAGGAUGGAACCGCGACUAGGUGACAAGCUUACAGUCCUCAUAAAUGAUAUCUCGAUUGCAAUGAGGAGGCUGGAAUACGCCCUUUACAGGGGCACUGUUUAUAAAAAGUGUGAAGGUGCCACUUACACCUACUCCUACAAGUGCGAUGUGAAGGGGUUUGUGAACAGUCUAGCUGCAAAUGAGUCAUUGAAGGCAAGACUGGUGAGGGACAUGAAAAAAGUUAUCGAUAUCCUGGCUGACCCUGAUUGUGAAGUAAUUCGUCCCAUUGUUGUCGACUACAACCUCAUAGAGGUGAACGAAGGGAAAUGUUGGUCUGUCUCAGAAAGACGGUUCUUGAACAACGCAAUUCCAGCAGAGAAAAUGGGCCUUGUGACUCCCAGGGCUUUCUCGCGUUAG